AUGGGUUCAAUGGAUAACCAAAAUGCCAUUGAGCUCUUUGAAGGCCAAAAUAUCUUGUACAUGCAGAUAUUUGGUCACCUUAAACCUUUGUGUCUUAAAUGGGCUGUCCAACUAGGUAUUCCAGACAUAAUACACAACCAUGGAAAACCCAUUACUCUUUCUCAGUUGGUAUCAACUCUUCAAAUUCCACCGUCUAAGACUACUUUUCUUCAGCGGUUAAUGCGCUUUUUGGCACACAAUGGAAUCUUUCACAUCCAUCACAGCCAAAAAGAUCAUGAACUAACAUAUGCUCUAACCCCAGCCUCAAAACUUCUAGUCAAUGGCAGUGGCCAUUGCUUAUCUCCAAUGGUUCGGUUGAUUACUGAUCCUCUUCUCAUGAGUAAAUACCAUCACUUGGGGGAAUGGAUUUGUGGGGAGGACCCCACACUGUAUGAGACUGCCUUAGGGACAAGUGUUUGGGGACUUAUUGACAGAGAACCUAAAUACUUGAGUCUCUUCAGUGAGGCCAUGGCAAGUGAUUCCCAAAUGGUAGACUUGGCUCUCAAAAACUGCACUUCUGUUUUUGAGAACCUAGAUUCCAUCGUGGAUGUAGGUGGUGGAACUGGAACCACAGCCAGAAUUAUCAGCGAGACAUUUCCUAAGUUGCAAUGUGUUGUGCUUGACCUUCCUCAGGUUAUAGCAAACUUGACAGGAAGCAGUAAUUUAAGCUUUGUUGGUGGUGACAUGUUCAAAUCCAUCCCUCAAACUGAUGCAAUCCUUCUAAAGUGGGUUUUACAUGAUUGGGAUGAUGAAAAUUGCGUAAAGAUUCUGAAAAACUGUAGGGAGUCUAUUUCAACCAAAGACCAGAAAGGAAAAGUGCUUAUAAUAGAAACAGUAAUAAAUGAAAAGCUUGAUUACAAAGAAGUGACUCAAACAAAGCUGAGUUUGGAUAUGACAAUGUUGGCCAUCAAUGGAAAAGAGCGAACCGAGGAAGAAUGGAAACAACUCUUCAUUGAAGCAGGAUUCAAAGACUACAAAAUAUUUCCCAUUCUUGGUUUUAGAUCUCUUAUUGAGGUCUAUCCAUAG
Molecule: messenger RNA, 1065 nt
Organism: Sphenostylis stenocarpa
Lineage: Eukaryota; Viridiplantae; Streptophyta; Magnoliopsida; Fabales; Fabaceae
Source: the annotation of a GenBank genome assembly